Cryptosporidium muris RN66 is the source of this 1644-nucleotide messenger RNA. RefSeq lists its product as uncharacterized. The coding region runs from base 1 to 1644 and encodes 547 amino acids. Lineage: Eukaryota; Apicomplexa; Conoidasida; Eucoccidiorida; Cryptosporidiidae. The record is from RefSeq and is a predicted model, not a curated record. The transcript has a single exon.
AUGGCCAGGAAUAUUUCUCGUCAGUUCAAAUUUGAUAAUAAAGAAAAGAUGUCAAUAGCUAAAUUUUUGAGAUAUUUAGAAGUAACCAAUUACUUUGAAGGAUUACAUAAAAGUUGUGAAGAAAUACAAAAAUUAGAAAAUGAAUCAGAACAAAUUCAAAAAAGUAAAUCUAUUAUUAUUAAAAGUUAUAAGGUUGAUUCACCAGAUAUUAAAUUAAGGGAACUUAUUAAUAAAAAUAUUACAGUAGAUAACAUAUUUCUUCAAAGAAACUGGUGUUAUAGACUAAUAAAUGAAAAACCUCAAGAAUUUACACUAAAACAAGGAGAUUUUAACAGACGUUAUGAUAAAGAAGAUCAAGAUUACUUAAAUCAUGAAAAUGAUACUUCAAACUUGCAUUAUGACAAUACUGCAGACAAAUCUAGUCAAAUAAUUCAUUUUGAACCACACAAAGGAUUUCCAAUUGUAAAUUAUGAAUACUUUGAUAUAAAUGAUAUAACUAAAUAUAAUCCAGAGCCAUUAAGUAUUCAAAUAAAAUCUCAUAAUACUAAAAGAAAGUAUUUUUAUGAUGUACAAAAUAAAAAUAUAGAAACUCAAGAUAAUCAAGAUGAAAAAUAUGAUACAGAAUUAGAAAAUUUAAAUGAAAUUAUUUUAUCCUAUGAAGAUCAGCUUAGUAAGAAUGAAAAAUUUGAACCAUAUGUUCUUAAAUCUAAUCAACAACAAUCUGAUGAAUAUUCAAAUAUAAAUAAAAAUAAAGAAUUGGAUAUAUUUCAAGAUUUAUUAUCAAGAAGUGAUUAUUGUAGAUUUGAUUGUAUACAAAAUAUGAAAGAUUAUUUUUAUUUUAGUGAUUAUAGGACUGAAAAUAAAGAUUGUAAUUUAAAUAAAUCAGUAUUAUAUAAUGAAAAACCCUAUUUUAAACGAGAAAUAUUUAGAAAAAAAAAAACUGAUGCACUCUUACCAGGAUAUGACAAUUCAUCUGAAGAAGAUAUUGACCAAAAUUAUAAAAAUAAUCAAGAAGAAAGCAAAGUUGUGAAUAACAAUAUUAUAUAUAUAAAAGAAACUGUUGAAAAUGAGGAAGAAACUCAAGCUAAAAAUACAAUCAAAUAUUUUUAUGAUCAUCCUUUAGAAUUAGGACUUUAUAUUAAAAAAAUUGAUAAUUUGAUUAAUAAAAGAAAAUAUGCUUAUGAAGAAGAGAAAUAUCAACGUUUACAUUCAGAAUAUACUUUAAAACAUAAAAUAAAGGAAUAUAUAUAUUUACAUAAUAUGAUGUAUGAAAAUUAUAGUAAAAUAGAAUUAUUACAAAAAGAGUUAUCAUAUAGAAGUCAAUUUUUAAUAAAUUAUAAGGAGGAACUUAGUAAUAAAAUUGAUGGUUUAUUAGAAUUAAAACAAAUUUUAAUCAAUUCAUUUGGUAUGUUAUGCCAUUGGUGUGUAUGCGAACCAAAAUAUUUAGAUAGGAAAUGUACACAAAAAUGGGGUCAAAUAAGCUCAGCAUUAAUACCAGGUGGUAGAUCAGCUCAUGCUUUACUACUUUGUAAAAGAAUAUGCCAUUUUGAUAAUAGACUUGGUCAGCUAUAUGCAUCAAUGUAUAAAAAAAAUUUGACUCUUGGAAAUAAAAUCUUGAAACAAAAAAAAAUUAAUACUUCAUAA